This is a messenger RNA of Nerophis lumbriciformis (worm pipefish), 2673 nucleotides long. Lineage: Eukaryota; Metazoa; Chordata; Actinopteri; Syngnathiformes; Syngnathidae. The record is from RefSeq and is a predicted model, not a curated record.
AUGGCGGGAGGAGGCGGGAGUUGUUUGUUUAGCGGUUUCCGGCUCUUGGGACUUUACUGUAACCACGUGCCGCACGUGCUUCGUUACCACAGCAAACAUCGGGAGUUCUACCUGGUCACGUCAGUGGGGAAAUGUUUUCACACCUACAAUGUCAGUCGUUUGGGUAUCGUCGCCGUCAGUAAUGGCCUCCCCGAUGACAUCACGUGCUUGGCGGCGGACAGGAUGUUGGUGUUCGCCGCCGCUGGCUCGCUCGUCUACGCCUUGGCCAGGAACAAGGAGGUGGUUAUGUGUUACCGCGGGCACCAACGGGAAGUGCGCUCGCUCCUCCCUUUCGGCGAUCAACUCAUCUCUGCCGACGCUGGCGGCCUUGUCAUCGUGUGGGACGUGCGUAGCGGAGAGGUGUACCUGCAGCUAACUUUUGACCCCACCACCUUCGACGUAUCGGCUAUGAUGCACCCCAGCACGUACCUCAACAAAAUCUUGUUGGCCAGUUCCCAAGGGCCCUUGCAGCUGUGGAACAUCAAGACCAGUAAGCUGUUGUACACUUUUGCGGGAUGGUCAGCAGGUGUCACUGUUCUGGCGCAGAGCCCGGCGGUGGACGUGGUGGGCGUGGGCACGGCGACGGGCCGCAUCGUCAUCCACAACAUCCGACUCGACGAGACGCUCAUGUCCUUCGCGCAGGACUGGGGGCCGAUCACCUCGCUGGCUUUCCGGACAGAUGGGCCGCCCACGCUGGCGGCGGGAAGCCCGCAAGGACACGUGACCCUGUGGGACCUGGAGCGACGGCGGGCGGCGGGCCAGCUCGCCGACGCCCACCGGACGGCGGUCAGCGUCGGCUUCGUGCACGGCCAGCCGCUCCUGGUCACCAACGCUGCCGACAACGCCGUCAAAGUGUGGAUCCUAGACGGGGAAGGAGGCGGAGCCAGGUUGCUGAGAAGCCGCCAGGGGCACGCCGCCCCACCCGCCGUCGUGCGGCACCACGGCGACGACGGCAAAAACAUCCUCAGCGCAGGCCAAGACGGAACACUGCAGUCGUUCUCCACCGUCCACGACAGACUCAACAAGAACCUCGGACACGGCUCCGUCAAUAAAAAGAAAGAGCAGAAGAAAAAGAAGGUGGGCUGGUCCUACGAGGAGCUGCGCCUGCCCGCGAUCACCGCGUUCGCUUCGGCCACGGCCCGCCAGUCAGACUGGGACGGCAUCGUAGCGUGUCACCGCGGCCGCCUUGCUACUAGCACCUGGAACUAUCGCCGCUGCAGCAUGGGGGCGCACCAUCUCAAACCGCCGGGGGUGCGUGCGGACGCCACUGCCACGGUCGUCGACAUCACUUCUUGCGGCAACUUUGCGGUGGUGGGGUCUUCGUGCGGCCGCGUCGACGUUUACAAUCUGCAGUCCGGGCUGCACCGUGGUUGCUAUGGUGACGGUCAGCAAGCUCACAGCGGCCCACUGCGUGGAGUGGCAACCGACGCGCUCAAUCAGCUGACGCUCAGUGCCGCCUCGGACAGGCUCCUCAAGUUCUGGCGCUUCAAGAGCCGCCAACUAGAAGACCAGAUGGAGCUUAUAUCACCACCGGCUUUCAUGAGGCUACACCGAGACAGCGGCAUGCUAGCGUUGGCGCUGGACGACCUGACGCUGCUUGUAGUGGACGUGGAAACCAAGCGAGCCGUGCGCAAGUUUGCUGGUCAUCGUGCCCAAACCAACGACAUGACUUUUAGCCCAGACGGUCGCUGGCUGAUCACCGGCGGCAUGGACUGUACCAUUCGCACGUGGGACAUCCCUUCCGGAAGCCUGGUAGACUGCUUCCUGGUCUGGGCGGCGCCGGUCAGCGUGUCCAUGUCCCCCACUGGAGACUUCCUGGCCACGUCGCACGUGGACAGUCUGGGCGUUUGCUUGUGGACCAACCUUAGCCUGCGUGGGCCCGUGGGUCUUCGUCCGCUCCCGGCCGACCACCAGCCAGAGGAGGAAACGCCGCCGGGAGGCGGGGUGUCAGGGGAGGAACCGGAGGAAGAACCGGUGGAGGAGCCCGAGGCGUACGCCUCGACCGAGCAGUUGGGGGCUGAGCUGGUGACGCUUUCCCAGCUCCCGGAGUCUAGGUGGAAACAUCUGAUGUGCCUUGACGCCAUCAAGAGGAGGAACAAAGCAGCGGCGCCGCCCACGAAAGGCACGGCGGCACCCUUCUUCUUGCCCACUGUGCCGGGCCUGACGCCGCGCUUCUCCGUCCCCGAAGAGGGAACACAGUCUGAGGCGUCCAUCCGACGGCCGCCAUCCCAGAGGUCAAAGUUCGCUCUCGCCCUGGAGGCGUGUCUGGACACUGGGUCGGGCGAGGCGCGUUCGUUCGCCCUUCCCACGGAGCUGUUGAAGAGUCUGGGGCCGUCGGGCGUGUCCCUGGAGUUGGCCGCCCUGUCGCUCCUUGGGGGCGGAUCCCCCGAACUCUUGGUGGCGUUCAUUGCCAUGAUUGACGGAAUGCUGGCUAGCGGGCGAGAUUAUGAUCUGGCUCACGCCUACCUGGCGCUCUUUCUCAAGCUUCAUCUCCGCUCUCUGACAGAGGACACCGUCGCCAUUGAAGCGUUGCUCCGCCUCUCCACGCGGCUGGAGGCCAAGUGGGCGGAGCUCCGGGCCUCCUUCAAUCAAUCGCUCUGUUUAUUGACAUACGCCAAGAGUGCGCUUCUGUGA